Messenger RNA from Macrosteles quadrilineatus (aster leafhopper), 822 nucleotides. It is a transcript of the gene ORMDL, whose product is annotated as ORM1-like protein. NCBI's taxonomy places the organism in Eukaryota, Metazoa, Arthropoda, Insecta, Hemiptera, Cicadellidae. The coding region runs from base 180 to 638 and encodes 152 amino acids. Gene Ontology annotation, cellular component: endoplasmic reticulum membrane. Gene Ontology annotation, biological process: negative regulation of ceramide biosynthetic process; ceramide metabolic process; intracellular sphingolipid homeostasis. The record is from RefSeq and is a predicted model, not a curated record. The transcript has 5 exons.
CUUUUUUGCACUUAGAAUUUUUGUUGUUGGUCGAUUACUUUUUUCUUUUUAGUUAAUAGUUACAUACAACAUACAUAUUCCCGCGAAAUUAGGUUAAACACGUAAGACAACUGUUAACUGUUGCUUAGGCUAGUGGAGUGGAAUUUGUGUAAGACCUAUUUAUAACAAAUCGAAGAGCCAUGUUAGUGGGUGGCCACGGGGAACCUAACCCCAACACAACCUGGUUACAAAGUCGUGGCUUCUGGAUUGCAUACACACUCGGUCUGCUCACUCUUCACCUUGUCCUCCUGUCCGUUCCUAUCUUCAGCAUUCCGAUCGCCUGGACACUCACACAUCAGAUACAUACAGUUCUACAGCUGAUCUUCUUACAUACACUAAAGGGAGCUCCGUGGAUACCUCAAGACCAAGGCGAUUGCAGGGUGUUGACUCAUUGGGAGCAGAUUGACUACGGAGAACAGUUCACCACCACAAGGAAGUUCCUGACUGUCGCCCCCAUAGCUGUAUUUUUGCUGACAUGUUUCUACACUAGGAAUGCGUCUCACUACUUUGUCAUCAACUUUGUCUCCCUCGUGGCCGUAGUUCUGCCCAAACUACCUCAGUUCCACAAAGUUCGGCUGUUUGGUAUCAACAAGUACUAAAAAGUAUGUGGACCUUCCCAAUUAUACAUCGAGGACUGAAGAUUAAGACUUGAGUGAUUUCUUGUGAUUUGUGUACAUAAGCAAUAAAUGGCUUAGUAUUUAAGUUAACAGCCUUGUUUCAUUUUAACCUGAAAGGUUUUUAUGUGAUAAAUACAAUGUUGUACAAUAAAUGUAUUUUUUGUUA